GGUGCGCUGAGCGCGGCGGGGGUGAUCCGGGUGCCCGCGCACAGGCCGCUAGCGGGAGCGGUGGCCCACCCCCAGCCCUUAGCCACCGGCUUGCCCACUGUGCCCUCGGUACCUGCCGUACCGGGCGUCAACAACCUUACCGGCCUCACCUUUCCCUGGAUGGAGAGUAACCGCAGAUACACAAAGGACAGGUUCACAGGUCACCCCUAUCAGAAUCGGACGCCCCCCAAGAAGAAGAAGCCACGCACGUCCUUCACGCGCCUGCAGAUCUGUGAGCUGGAGAAGCGUUUCCACCGCCAGAAGUACUUGGCCUCCGCGGAGCGCGCUGCCCUGGCUAAAGCGCUCAAAAUGACCGACGCGCAGGUCAAGACGUGGUUCCAGAACCGGCGGACGAAGUGGAGGCGACAGACUGCGGAGGAGCGUGAGGCUGAGAGGCAGCAGGCGAAUCGCAUCCUUCUACAGCUACAGCAAGAGGCCUUCCAGAAGAGCCUGGCGCAGCCGCUGCCCGCGGACCCACUGUGCGUACACAACUCCUCACUCUUUGCCCUGCAGAAUCUGCAGCCAUGGUCUGAUGACUCCACCAAAAUCACCAGCGUUACAUCGGUGGCAUCUGCCUGCGAGUAAGCCGACCUGUGUCGUCAUCCUGCAGGACCCCAGGCCUGGUGAGGGGCUACUGAGGCCUGGAAACCAGGCCUCUCCCCUCCUCUCCCAACUGCCUCGAGCUGAGGCCUCAAGGGGGAUGGAAACAUUGUCGAUGCCCCCACCAUGCUCUGCGGACAUUGUUCUGUUUUCCAUGGAAAAGGAGAAAGGCGCACUGGCACACUGGGGACUGCGGUACUUGACCCCUUCCCAGAAGCCUAUGUGGUGCCACAUCCACCAGAACUGUUCAGAGUCCUCUCGGUUUCCUCGAUUUCAUUUUAUUUUGAUUUUAACAUGGGACCCAGAGAGAGACCAGGGAGGUGGGGGGGAGGGUAGAAGAGCUUCUGGGAUCCCCAGGGAUGCCAUCUAAACUUUUUCUGGGAAACUCCACUCUAUUCCUGCUCCUCGUUAUACACAUGGACACCGGUAAGACCACACAGAGGUGAUGGUUCUGUCCCUUCAGACCAUUCCCAGGGCUGUGCACAAGGACCCAGGGCAGAAUGGCACACACCUCACCAUUAAACACAGGCCAAGGGUGAUCCAGAUUCAUUCUGAACAGCAUGGCCUGCCCCCUACUCACAAAGGCCAAGGCCACACUGUGACACACCAUCCCACACACAACAGCCUCACUUGGUCUGCUAGGCUCACACCAUGCAUCCCAGCCAUAUCCAGAUACACACAGCCAGGUUUCCACACAAACUCAACUCGUGUCUCCAAAUCCUGUUUGUAGGGAGAGUUUAAGUUAUGCACUUAUAAGGUGUUUUCUGUGUAACCAUUUUAUAAAGUGCUUGUGUAAUUUAUGUGGAAAAAAAAUAAAACUCUCCAGAUCUGGAGUCAGGGCUGUCUGCUCCUCACUGAGCCCAACGUCUUGUGGGUACUUGCAUUUAUUAUAAGUUGUAGAGUUUCCGGAGCAGCCUUGGUUACCUGAGCUGGAGGGGCAAAUGGGUAGGCAGGGCCUGUGGACUCUGGAGGGGAAAAAA
This is a messenger RNA of Dipodomys ordii (Ord's kangaroo rat), 1619 nucleotides long. RefSeq names its product T-cell leukemia homeobox 1 (gene Tlx1). The record is from RefSeq and is a predicted model, not a curated record. Gene Ontology annotation, biological process: animal organ development; regulation of transcription by RNA polymerase II. Gene Ontology annotation, cellular component: nucleus. The annotation marks the transcript as partial. The transcript is spliced from 3 exons. Gene Ontology annotation, molecular function: RNA polymerase II cis-regulatory region sequence-specific DNA binding; DNA-binding transcription factor activity, RNA polymerase II-specific. NCBI's taxonomy places the organism in Eukaryota, Metazoa, Chordata, Mammalia, Rodentia, Heteromyidae.